Messenger RNA from Scomber japonicus (chub mackerel), 1977 nucleotides. Its product is annotated as verrucotoxin subunit beta-like. The record is from RefSeq and is a predicted model, not a curated record. Bases 1 to 1977 code for a protein of 658 amino acids. Gene Ontology annotation, molecular function: protein binding. The transcript has 3 exons. NCBI's taxonomy places the organism in Eukaryota, Metazoa, Chordata, Actinopteri, Scombriformes, Scombridae.
AUGGACGCUGACGACAAGCAGACGAUGGAGGUGGCAGCACUCGGCCGACCUUUCAGCCUCGGGAUGCUGUAUGACUGCCGUAAAGACUCACUCAUUCCUGGCAUCACAUUUUGGGACCAUGAUGAUCUGAAAAACAAUAUACAAGAAAGACCUCAGCCCUACAACAAUUGUGAGAUAGUUGCAUCUGAAUCAAUUGCAGAUAAAUCUUCAGCAUUAAAUGUUGAAGGAUCACUGAAGGCAAGUUUCUUAGGUGGACUAGUAGAGGUUGGAGGAUCUGGCAAAUACCUGAAUGAUAGUAAAACAUCCAAAAAUCAGGCCAGAGUAACACUGAACUACCAAGCAACCACAAAGAUGAAGGAACUGUCAAUGAAUCAACUUGGAAAAGUCAAGCAUCCGUAUGUCUUUGAUAAAGGAAUAGCAACACAUGUAGUCACAGGAAUCCUUUAUGGGGCACAAGCCUUCUUUGUCUUUGACUGUGAGGUGUCUGAUAAAGAAAGUCAUAAAGACAUUCAGGGCAACAUGAAGGGGAUGAUCAAGAACAUUCCUGAACUCAUAGCAGAGGGGGAACUUUCCAUCAAAAUGAACGACAAGGACAAAGAAAAGGUGGAGAAGUUCUCCUGUAAAUUCCAUGGAGACUUUUUGCUGAAGAAAACUCCAACAACCUUUCAGGGUGCUGUAGAAGUCUACCAAAGCCUGCCACAACUGCUGGGAACCAAUGGAGAAAAUGCUGUACCAGUGAAAGUCUGGCUGCUGCCACUUGUGAUUUUAGAUUCAUCAGCUGCUAAACUCGUACGUCAGAUAAGUUUAGAAUUAGUGGAGGAAUGCCAGAGUGUCCUGGAGGACUUCACUGAGCUGGAAAUGAGAUGCAAUGAUGCAAUAAGAACCACCACUGCACAGCAGUUCCCACAGAUUGGUGACAAACUUAAAACUUUUACACAAUCUUGCACCAAAUUAAAACGGGAACUCCAACAAAACUUGGCAAAGAAACUUCCAUCAAUCCGGGGAGGAGGGGAAGAGGAAGCUGAGCUGGCAGAGAUCCUGAAGAAGAGACAUUCUUCUCCUUUCAACAACACAAGCCUGAACGAGUGGAUGGACUGUAAAGAGAGAGAAAUCUUCACUUUACAGUCUUUCACCAACAAGAUGAAAAACACCCAGAUUGUCUCAUCUCAGAGUCAUCUGUACAAGGAAACUCUGAGUGCAGAACCUGCUGUGUGUUUUGUUUUCACCUCACUGGGUGAGGAACCGUACCUCUCAGCUUUAUCAAACUACUUAAAAGAAAAACCCAAACCAGACGACCUUCAAGAUCCAUGCUGUCAUGACAUAGAGAAGGAACAAUGGUACGCCUCUAAAGAAGUAUCAGAUGCAAUGAGGAUCAAAGCAAAGCUGUUCAGUGAUUUUGCAAAAGCCAACAAAGAGAAUAAGAACAUAAAGUUCCUGACAGUGGGUUUAACAAAUGAGACACAGAAAGGUUCAAGCAUCUACGUUUAUAAAGACGGCUUUACUGUCAGUGAGAACUUUGAGACUCCUUCAAAGCCUGAAACAGUGACAGCAGGUGAUGUAACCCACAACAGUGUGACACUGAAGAUCUCUCCACCAAGAUUUGGAGCAGAGAACAUCACCUCCUACUGUGUAGAGUACUGUGUCAGUGGAGAGGAUGGAUGGAAACAAACACCAGCAGCAAAAGCUGAAGAAGUCACAGUGAGCGGUCUGACUCCUAACACAGAGUAUAUGUUCAGAUGCAGAGCAGUGACCUCAGUAGGUGUUGGACAAGCUGGUGCAGUCAGUGGUCACAUUAAAACUUUACCCUGCAGCCAUCCUGGAAAACCAAAUCCUCUCUCCACUCCAAAGUACAUUGACUUGCUUAUUGAGGGAGAGAAAUCUGAGGCCAAACUAGGAUGGAAGAAACGAGUUCAGGCCCUGAUGGACAUGAGAGGAAAAGCAGAACAGCUGUCCUGUCCAACACAUCCUCAUAAUUAA